AUGAUGGCUCUGGCCGCACCGAUGACGACGAUGAUGGCUCAAACGAAGGGGGCGUCGAAGCUCGGGAAGAGGGCUCAAGUUACCGGCGGUGGACCGGGACCGGGACCGGGAUCGGCUCCGAGGUCUUUCGAUCUACGAGGCGGUGGGAUGGCGUGCGGUGCUUUGAGUGGUGCGAUGAUGGAUCGAUUAGGGCCCCCUUCUGCUGCCGAGACCGAUUCGGACCGACUCGACAAGAUCGCUCGAGCGCAAGCCUUCGACGGGUCUUUUGAGAAGCUCGUUCUUCAAGUCCUUGGAUUUGCCAAGUUGGAUGAGGAGUGGAAGUCUCGAGUUGGAGUAGAGGAUGAAGAUGUUUUGAUCGCUUUGCUUGUGUUGGCGUAUUGGAAGAAGCACAUGGGCGAGUUGGAGGAGGAAUGGGGGGCGUUGGCGCUCAAGACGAGGGAGUUCGUUCAGCGCCGAUCUGGGGCUCUUUCACGACACUUCCAAUGGCAUGCACACAGGUACCGCGUUCGUAA
Messenger RNA from Microbotryum saponariae, 512 nucleotides. Lineage: Eukaryota; Fungi; Basidiomycota; Microbotryomycetes; Microbotryales; Microbotryaceae. The record is from the annotation of a GenBank genome assembly.